AUGAGCAAUCAAUCUGGUGCUUACAGUGGAACAUCAAGUGGCCGAGCUCGUAGAAGAAUUGAUGGUGUGCCAAAGAAAUGUUGGUGUGGGGAAUUAGUGCUUGUCAAUGACAAUCAUGCUUUUAAGUGGGUUGAUGAGGCAUUGGUGAAUGAAGUGGAGACAUUGCGUUCUCGUUUGGAUAAGCUAGAAGAGGAUGUGAGGGAGAUUACAGCAGACAAGAUAAUGCUUGAGAAUAUGGUGAUUGAGAAGAUUCAAAAGAAGAUGGAGAGAGAGGUUUUUGAGCGAGUGGAAGAGACAUUGGCAGCAACAAAAUCCGAUGUGAAGAAAAUGAUGCUUGUUGUCAUUGUUGGUUGCAUGGUUAUUGUUGGUUGUAGUAAGCUAGUAGGUUGA
Messenger RNA from Microthlaspi erraticum, 390 nucleotides. The record is from the annotation of a GenBank genome assembly. NCBI's taxonomy places the organism in Eukaryota, Viridiplantae, Streptophyta, Magnoliopsida, Brassicales, Brassicaceae.